Molecule: messenger RNA, 1782 nt
Organism: Boleophthalmus pectinirostris (great blue-spotted mudskipper)
Lineage: Eukaryota; Metazoa; Chordata; Actinopteri; Gobiiformes; Gobiidae
Gene: necap2
Product: NECAP endocytosis associated 2
Exons: 8
Coding region: 115-867 (250 amino acids)
Biological process (GO): endocytosis
Cellular component (GO): membrane; clathrin vesicle coat
Source: RefSeq, a predicted model, not a curated record
GAGGAGCUUCCUCGCCAGUCGGGGCGCUGUCGGGACCAGGCAGCGCGUCGGUUUCAGCUCCAGGCGAGGUGAUAAAAAGUCGGAAGUUGUUUGUAGUUGGUAAAACUUCAUAAAAUGGCAGAAGACAGUAGUUAUGAGUCUAUUUUAUGCGUGAAGCCCGAAGUUCAUGUCUAUCGCAUUCCACCAAGGGCUUCUAAUCGCGGAUAUCGGGCUGCAGACUGGAAACUAGACGAACCUGCAUGGAGUGGAAGGAUGAAAAUUACAGCAAAGGGCAAAAUGGCUUUCAUCAAACUAGAGGACAAGAACACAGGAGAGCUGUUUGCACAAGCACCAGUUGAUCAGUAUCCAGGUGUUGCAGUUGAAGCUGUGACAGACUCGAGCAGAUAUUUUGUGGUCCGGAUAGAUGAUGGCAAUGGGCGUCAUGCUUUUAUUGGAGUUGGUUUUGCUGAUAGAGGAGAUUCAUUCGACUUCAACGUUGCAUUACAAGACCAUUUUAAGUGGGUGAAACAAGAAGGUGAACUUGCAAAACUAGAAGCCUCCCAAAGUAAUGCACCAAAGCUUGAUCUGGGAUUUAAAGAAGGACAGACGAUUAAGAUCAGCAUUGGAAACAUAAAGAAAAAGGAUGGAGGUGCAGCCAAAUCACGGCCUGCGGGUGGGGGUCUCUUGCCCCCUCCACCUGGGGCCAAAGUAGGAGGAGGCAUCAUCCCGCCUCCUGUCAGUCAACACUCCGCUCCAGUUGUCCAAACCAACACUGCCACUCUUCUAGACGUUGCUUCCCCUGUUUCCAAUGCACCUCAGGCCAGCUCAGACCUAUGGGGAGAUUUUGCAUCAGCAGGCUCCAAAAAGUCAGAUCCAGAUAUUAUGUAGACUCAUGACACAACGAGUGAAGCUUUCAAGUUUCAUUCUUUGUCUGUGUCACUUUUUCAUCAUUUUCAAAUUUUGAUUUAGUAUAGAUUUUAGCAUAGAUUUAGUAUUCUUCCAUCAUGACAUGUGCUCAUUUGUUUUGUUUUUUGCUCCCUGAUCACCACUUUCCAUUUUCCUCCCCAGCUCCAGUAAAGACCCUGUUCAGUCUGGAUGGGUGCAGUUUAGCUGAGCCCUGUUACAAAUACAUGCACACACUCGGGCUCCAUACAUUCCUAGGACAAGGUGACAGAGGAAACUGGACAUGCACUUGUUUGUAUCAAAACACUCACAACACACUGCUGAACAACUCCAUAAACAUGUACAGAUUUUUAUUUUUAUUUUUUUUUUACAUAUCCCAUAUUAACACUUUGGCAGGUCUGAUCAUGACCUGUCCACUUUCUAAUGUUUGAAGGGAAUCAGUAUGUAGUUUAAUUUAAGAGAAAAUGAAUUUUGUUUUGUUUUGUUUUUCAUCUUUGUCUCUGUCACAGCUUAGUAAUGCUUUUAUUUUAUAGUCAUUUAUUCUUUUAUGGCAGACGUACAAUUUCUCCUGCAACAGUGAUAAUUGCAUCUUUUAUUUAUAGUCUACUUUUUGACGUGUAUCCAAAUCUGAGAAUGUAUUUCUCGAAAUCACCAAAUCACUGUCAAAUACUAAAAUAUUUUGUAGGAAAAUAGGAAUUAUAACGCCUUACCUACAUGUAUUUGUCUACAUUGAUCAAAUAUGUUCUUUUUCUUUUGUUUUUGUGGCUUUUAACCAAUUUGAAGUGUCUUUUGAGAACAAUCAAUUAAGUGCCUUUCAAGAUUACUCUAAGAAAAUUAUAUAAUUUUAUCAUGUUGUAAAUAAACUAUAUAUUUCAUUAAACUCUUGUUAUAUCUUGUGAA